AUGGCACUGCAGAGAACCAGAGCUCGACACGGCCGCAUUACGACGCAACCCGGCUCAAAUCCGAAGAGAUGGAAUAUAGAGGAACUUCGGAAAUGCGGUGCUAUAGGGACCACAGAGCUGCGACGUCUCAAUCUGCGAGGCAAAAUCCAUCCGGUAUUUUUGAAUUGGAAAGAUGCCAAUCAAGAACUGCGUAGAGAAUUGAAGCAGCCGCUCCUCCUUGCGAGUCGACUCCUAGAGGCCGCAGGACUGCCCUGGGCCUCUGAUUUCCUCGCCCACGACGUCUUCGUAAAAGGCUACCCCGGCCGGAAACCAAGCUGUCGCUGCAGCUUCACACAUUCUACCGCUGCUCGCGUAGAUGAUAAUGAGGCGGCGCCACGGACUAUCGUGAGACACCACCGUGCUCCAUGGGCCUCGUCGCAGCUUAAAAGCAGAUGGACACGUGACGCGGAGAGCAAGCUUAAGGGCGAGAUGUCGAAUUCCUUAAGGUGGGAACUAGACGAAGAUAUGUUCCGUGAGCGUGGAUGGGCCGGGUACACUUGUCGACAUCCACGAAACGGACAGGCGUUGGAUGAGCUUGAUAAGUACGAGACUAUACGGCGGUGGGAUAAGAAAUGCGAGAACCGACGGCACCGAAACUUGUCGAUUCUAGUCACGGCGGAGUUCCCCAAGCGUUUGGCACAGUUGAGAUGCGAGGGGAAGGAACAGAGCGAAGAAUAUCUCUUAACAGCCUUCAUGACGGCCGUUACGCUCUUACAUGAACUCGGCCAUGCCAUUUACUGGAAGGACUGCCGGGCUCUCACGCGGGAUCUGCCCGAGCCCUUUUACGGCGCCGACCUUGAGAUGGAACUAGGAGAUAGCUUCGUCGCGUCUAUCUUUGGCGGUUGGAUACCGGUGCAGAUUAUACACCCAGGUACCCGGUUAAAAGAGGGCUUGGACUUCUCGGCCGGCAUCGCUUGGAAACAGGUGCUUAGUUGGGACUUCCACCGUUUGCGACCGAAACACCGCGCUCACUACUCGAUACCCGUCGACUACGUAUCUCGCCUAUUCUCCGAGGAAGACUGGCUGGCAUCGCGCAAGGAUCUUCGAAGGGCCUUGAUCCGACCACAGGCGCUAGAGCCGGCUCUCGAGGGCGUCGGCGUAUGCCCGGAAGUCGCCGCAGGGGGCAAGCACGCGACGGCUACGAUCGCGGACUUCCACUUCACCGGGCAAGGCUGGGUGUGGAACCGGCGAACCGGGGCACGGUUCCGCAUCCCGCAGUACGACGGCUACCUAUGUCCAGACCUCGACCUCCCCAUCGCCACCGACGACGUAAUCGAGGAACCAAAACCACGGCCCCAGCUUAAACCAUCCCCUAUGCCGCCCAUGCUUCCUCUUCCUCCCCCACCACCAACAAUGAUAACGCCAAACAAGAGCAUCAUCCCCUCUAGCUCUCCUACUAUCCAGUUCAAGUUGGAUAUGUUCCCGCAGCCCCCGCGGAAGCCCGCUCCUACAGCCAGAAAAAAGCCAGAUUUAGUGCGCGAACACGGCGAUAGGCAGACGAAGAAGCCAACACCUAAUGGACCCGUAAGAGUUGCCGAGGAGAAGCACUUGUUGAGCCCGGAUACGUCUGAGAUCUCGCUAGAUGAUCUGCGGAACCGACUAUCGCAGCUCCUAGGAGUCUCAUUCGACGAGCUUGAGAGGUUCUUUGAGGCUUCGUAG
Daldinia vernicosa is the source of this 1698-nucleotide messenger RNA. RefSeq lists its product as uncharacterized. NCBI's taxonomy places the organism in Eukaryota, Fungi, Ascomycota, Sordariomycetes, Xylariales, Hypoxylaceae. The record is from RefSeq and is a predicted model, not a curated record. The transcript has 4 exons. The coding region runs from base 1 to 1698 and encodes 565 amino acids.